CGCCCACCACAGACAGUCAACCCGAGACCCCAUAUAGAUUUAAAAAGAGAGGCUGCAUUCUCAGACUGACACUUAUUCAGCCCUGCCACCUUAAGCAGAUUACUUUUGCGCUGCUUGUGUCAAAUACGUGGCUCACUUUGCCUCUCCAUCAUGCUUGGGAUGCUCAAUCACCACCUCCACCCGGGCAUUUUUCUCUUCUUCAUGUGGCUUUGUCACCUCAUGGAACAUCAGAAGGUUCAAGCCGGGAACUGCUGGUUGCAGCAGGGAAGGAACGGGAGAUGUCAGGUCCUCUACAUGCAAGGGAUGAGCAAGGAGGAGUGCUGCCGGAGUGGAAGGCUGGGAACGUCCUGGACCGAGGAGGACGUUCCCAACAGCACGCUCUUUAAGUGGAUAAUCUUCAAUGGCGGAGCUCCAAAUUGCAUACCUUGCAAAGAAAGCUGCGAUAAUGUUGACUGCGGACCUGGGAAGAGAUGCAAGAUGAACAGAAGAAGUAAACCGCGCUGCGUGUGCGCUCCAGACUGCUCCAACAUCACCUGGAAAGGACCGGUCUGCGGCUUUGACGGGAAGACCUACAAGGACGAGUGCGCUCUCCUGAAGGCGAAAUGCAGAGGCCACCCCGACCUGGACGUGCAGUACCAGGGGAAAUGCAAGAAAACGUGCCGUGAUGUCUUGUGUCCUGGCAGCUCAACAUGCGUCGUGGACCAGACAAACAACGCAUACUGUGUGAUGUGUAAUCGGCUUUGCCCUGAGGCGACGUCACCUGAGCAGUACCUGUGUGGAAACGACGGGAUCAUCUAUGCCAGCGCCUGUCACCUGAGAAAGGCGACCUGUCUCCUCGGCAAGUCUAUCGGAGUUGCGUACGAGGGAAAAUGCAUCAAGGCAAAGUCAUGCGAGGACAUCCAGUGUAGCGGAGGGAAGAAGUGUCUGUGGGAUUCUAGGAUGGGCCGGGGCCGCUGCUCGCUCUGUGAUGAGUCCUGUCAGGAGAGUAGGACAGAUGAGUCGGUUUGUGCCAGCGACAACACCACAUACCCCAGCGAAUGUGCCAUGAAGCAAGCUGCUUGUUCUAAGGGGGUGUUGCUGGAAGUCAAGCACUCAGGACCUUGCAACUGUAAGUAAAUAACAAAAGCAAAAUGUGAAACAAAAGAAGCAAAACAUCCAGCAUCCCAGUCUGAGCAAGAGACAAUAUUCAUUGUUGCUUUCUCCAACAAAACAUCCCCUGACCCCCCCCCCCCCCCCCCCCGACUUUGCCCAAGCUCCUCCCCUCCAGCUGUGUUCAUCACCAAACUCAGUUUAAGCAAAACUGAAAGGACUUGGGAUUGGAAGAACCUGCAUGAUGUUCUUGUCGUUGGCUUUUGCUCUUGUGUUUUCUUUUUUCAUUCUAUUCGAACUAAACUGGCAAACAAGGUAACAGAAGUGGAAAAAAAGAAUAAAUUUCUCAUAAGCAGUCGGAGAAAAAUCCGAGGAAACCUAAAGGCAACAGCGAUAACUUCCUCCGUUUGUAGUGGAAUAAUCCUAAUGGUAGAGGGCAUGAUCACAUCAAGGAGGAGCCGCAGUCAUGCUCGGUUUUAUGGAAAGCAUCUUAACAGUUUGGAACUUCCUUCAAUGUGUUGGUGAUUUUCUGGCAAAGUUGUGUGUUUUUUCUUUUCAUUUCUGCAAACAAUCAACUGAUUAUGCACAACCUCUCGUGCCAUGCAUUACGCCCUAGAGUGGAAGAUGGUGUAAACAUCCACCCAUUGUUAGCAUGGGAUGCCAUGUUGAAAACAGUGAUAAUGGAUUUUAACAGUUGUGCAGUCAGUGAGUCUGUAGAUCGCAGAAUUAAAAAAAGAACAACAAAUGGCUCUUUGGAGUCGGAAAACAUCACAUGUACAUUCCAGGUUAGCUUUUUUCUCCUGAUUGAUUUAGGCAUCUGCCUCUAAGGCAAACAUUGUGAUCAUUUAUGGUGUACAGGAUGAGCAAAAGCGUGUAGAAUCACACUAUAGAUGAAAACUGGAACGUUUGCCUCUUCUUGUGUUUCCAGUGAUUGUGUUGUAAAGAAGAACAAAAUGUCAGAAAACACAAACCUGUCUGGAUGACAGAGGGACCGCUUGUUGUUGUUGUUUUUUUUUUCUUUGUAACUUGUCACUUCUUUACUUGCUUGUGUGCUUACAUUCAAUGUGUUCUAUGUAAAUCUCUGUACAAAAAGAAGAGAAAAUACCUCAUAAGUGUGUCAGUCAUGCAGAUUGCAACAUGUGACAGUCCUCCACUCCUGAGCAUCUGAGCCGCAACUUCAAAUCCUAAUCAGAGAAGAGCAACCAGCAAAUCCCAAAACACAAUAGCACUUUUCUGUGUUAUGUGUGUCUUCUUUCUGGAAUCUGCCCAAAAGAGACCCGAGCCACUGGAACCAUCUGCCUCACUUUACCUGCCUCCCAGUCCCAAUAACCCUUGUGACCCCCUCUAACCUCCCAUCCAACCCCUGACCUACGUUGUUUUCAUGCUACAGCACUGACUUGCUAUGUCAUACAAAUAGACAUGUGAACAUGUACUUACUGUUGUUGCCAAGUCACAUACACUCUUCCUCACUGAUCCAAACACUAACAUACAAGCAAAUACAAGAAGGAGGUUGUGUAUGA
Messenger RNA from Oryzias latipes (Japanese medaka), 2609 nucleotides. It is a transcript of the gene fsta, whose product is annotated as follistatin a. Lineage: Eukaryota; Metazoa; Chordata; Actinopteri; Beloniformes; Adrianichthyidae. The record is from RefSeq and is a predicted model, not a curated record. Gene Ontology annotation, molecular function: extracellular matrix binding; collagen binding; calcium ion binding. Gene Ontology annotation, biological process: anatomical structure development.